AUGGCGGCCCUCACGGCGCCCCGCCCCCGGCCGCCCCGGGGGGGGCGGCGCCCGGCUGGGCUUGUGCUGGUCUUCGCGGCCGCCACGGCCGCGCUGUGGCUGCUGUCGGUGCGGCUGAGCGCGGGGCAGACGCGCAGGGCGCUGCGGUUCCCGGCGGACCUGGAGGAGCUGCGGGAUCUGGCCGAGGCGCUGCGGGACUACGAGCGGCAGCACCGGGGCGCGGCGCUGGCCCUGUUCUGCGGCGCGUACCUGUACAAGCAGAGUUUCGCCAUCCCCGGCUCCAGCCUCCUGAAUGUCCUAGCUGGAGCACUCUUUGGGCCAUGGAUGGGGCUGGUGCUGUGCUCCGUGCUCACGUCUGUGGGAGCCACCCUCUGCUACCUGCUCUCUGCAGCUUUUGGCAAGCAGCUCAUUGUCCACUUCUUCCCUGAGAAGGUGGCUCUGCUGCAAGGGAAGGUAGAAGAGAACAGGAGCUGCUUAUUUUUCUUCUUGUUGUUCCUGAGGCUGUUCCCCAUGACACCAAACUGGUUUCUGAACCUCUCGGCUCCCAUUUUAAACAUCCCCAUCUCCCAAUUCUUUCUCUCCGUCCUCAUUGGCCUUACACCAUAUAAUUUCAUCUGUGUGCAGACAGGGGCCAUUCUGUCCCAAAUCACCUCUCUGGAUGCCAUCUUCUCCUGGGACACACUGCUCAAGCUGCUGGCCAUGGCUGUGGCAGCGCUGAUUCCAGGGACCCUCAUCAAGAGAUACAGCAAGAAACACCUGAAGCUGGAUGGGGACAAGCAAGCUCAGACACUCAAUGGCAGAAAGAGCUUGUGAUGGCUUAGGUGCCCCAGUUUUGGGGUAAAAGCUGCAGGACUCUGUUCCCAGGGGUUAUAUUCUGCAUGCUCUGUGUCACCAAGGACAGUGGCAAUUUUUAAUCGUCCUUCUCAUCUCAGAGGAGGUGUCCGUUCUUAUUUUAAUGAAUGUUUAUCUGUGCAUGUACCUGCACGGAGAGAGGGAUACAGGGGCUUUGUGAACACUCAGUUAAUGUGCCUGUUUCAUUUUUAUCAGUCUCCUGUGUGCCUGAGGCUGUGGGGAAUAAAAUGAGGAGUAUUGGCAUCCUGUGAGGAAGGCAAACCAGCAGCCAGCUGUGGAUCACUGGCCAAGUACAACCCUGCGGGCAGUAGGCAGGCCCUGCUCCCUCCAAUUCCAGACAGAUUUAACAUUUUUGGCCUAAAAUGAUGAGCUAUGUGCUCCUGUGCUCCAGUGCAGCUGUACAAGCACCAAGUUGAGAAAAUAAUGUGUUUCAGGGUGCAGCUGUAGAAGAUUCUUCUUUGAUUCCCAUGUUAAACCAGCACCCCCUGCAGCAAAAUGCUCGGGAUUUGAGCUGCCUGAAUCAGUCAUGUCAGAAGACUUGACAUUGCUUCUCUGGUCUGCCAGUGGCUGCUACUUCACAUAAAGACUAAAGGGGAAAAGAAUGGGAAUGGAUGUGCCUGACUGACAGAGAUUUGUCCUUGAAAAACACCUUGACACCCACACAAUUGCUCCUGUGUAACUAGGAGGAUUCCAAAUAAAGAGAUGGGCUCUGUCCCAGUUGUGGAGAACAUAGGAUCCCAGAAUGGUUUGGGUGGAAGGGAUUCUAAAGCCCAUCCUGUUUCACCUCCUGUGGGCAGGGACACAUUCCACUAUCCCAAGUUACUCCAAGUCCUGUCCAGGCUGGCCUUGGACACUUCCAGGGAUCCAGGUGCAGCCACAGCUUCUCUGAACAAUUUUGUGCCAGGGCCUUACCACCCUCCUCCCUUUGGGAUGAUACUCUGCUCUUGGGGUUUUGGUAUUUACUGUCCAUGAGGAGAUCCACUUGGAGGAUAAAGUAACUUUCCUGGUAUGGAAGGGGGCAGAGGGGAGACCCCAGGGCAAGGCUUCGUGACACCAUCCAAAUUCCAUGAGAACCCAUUCCCAGAUCACCAGACCAGCCUGCAGCAUUGAAGUACACUGGCUUUUUAUUCCAUGCAUUGUUUGCUUUGAUAGUCAUUCUUGUUUCCAUCACUGUACACUGGUCAAUACAAAAAAAAAAAUCAAGUUUGUCUCAGGAAUCCACAGAGCAGGGAGGAGGGGAUGAACACUACUGGACAGGGCCAAGAUGAAAUGGGUACUUAACACGACAGUGGGGAGGGCAACAUUCAGCUCUGGGAGAAAAUCUAGGCUAGUGUUCAGGAGCUGUCAGCAGCCACGAGAACUGGAUCAGGGUACUUGGGAUGCUGGAAGGGGAACCCACAGUUUACUCCGGCCCUGGAAUGCAGUGUUACUACAGAGAGUAAGCAGGUUCACCAACACCUCUCAACCCCAGACCCUGCCAGGAGAGGAAGUGCCAGGAACUGUAAUAGAGGUGCCCAUACAGCGAUGUGUGCAAUCCCAGGGAGGUAUCACCACGGAAAAUCCUACAGAACCCACUCAGAACUGACAGCAGUCACCCCGGGAAUGUUGGGGUGCUGAGCCAGCUCUGCCUGCACACAGCGAGGCCAUGGGACGUGUGUGCAGGGGAGGCUGGGGUGACACCUCCAGGGGCGGGGCAAGGGGCUGCCCUAGUGGCAUUCCCAGAGGGAUGCAGCGUCCGGGGCAGUGGGUGGGAGCAGCGGCACUGGACUGGAACAGUGCAAUGACCCGGGGAUGUAAGAAUAGAGCUAAAUGUGCAGCCUGGAGGGGGCAGCUCUGCUUGCCCUGGCUGCAGAACAGGUCAGCAUGUCCCCAGGUAAGAAUGGGGAGGGAUCAGCACACACCCAGGACAGCUGGCCCAGAAGGGUCUCAAAAUCCCAAACACCAAAGUUCCACGAGCCCAAUGGAGCUUCAUCCCAUGGUGGAGCCUAUGCAGAGACCACAGAUACCCAAACCCCUCUGGAAUCUGUUUGUCAGGGACUGGAUCACCACAGGCUGGAGGCCCUGGGGACAGUGACAGGCCUGAGCUGGAGGCAGCUCUGCUUUGGGGCUGUUUGUAGGACUGCCCAAGGAUAUCAGUGCUGCCCUUGGGUCUCCAAGAGCCUGCCAGGUCUGAGCAGUCUCCCCAGGGGCACAGGACUUGGCAUCCUCUGCUGGGGACACUCGAUGGCAGUUCUCCACCUCUCUUUACACCACAGUGUGUUGUGUGCAUACAGUUCUCCACUGCUAAAUUCCCACACCUUGACCUCCAGCCUCCUCAGUAACCAUCUGCAGCACCAAACCCCCUCUCACACCACAACAGCAAAGCCAUCUCUGGCUCUGCCAGCUCCUCCUGCUGCUGGCUGAGAGACAAAGAACAUUGGGGAGGAGAAACGAAGGGUGGGAAGAGAGAGGGAAGGAGCCAGGAAAGAGCUUCACUCCUCACAGAGUUCUGCCUCAGCCCAGAGUAGGGUGAGCAGGUCACUCCCUCUCCAAGAGUCUGUUUGGUCCUGCCUGGGUGAUCCACUACAUGGACCCACUGCCCAGGACAACUGCCCUCUCCCUGAUGUCCUUUUGGAUGCUCUGGCCAGGGAAUCUUGUCACAGUUACUCACUUUGUGAUCAGUUCAAAAGCCCCUCACUCCCUGACCACCCUUCCCACAUUCCCACCAGUUCAGUGGCUGCCAACCAUCAGCAACAUGAGCAAACUGCAGCUCUGCCCACAAGGAACCUGAGUGCAGCCAUCCACCCAUCUCUGUUCUCUGCCCUGGAGUAACAGCAUCCUGGAAAUCACCAGAGGCAGCAACUCCUGACAGCCACUGAGCCCAGCUCUGCUCCCACCCCUCU
Molecule: messenger RNA, 3734 nt
Organism: Ficedula albicollis (Collared flycatcher)
Lineage: Eukaryota; Metazoa; Chordata; Aves; Passeriformes; Muscicapidae
Gene: TMEM41A
Product: transmembrane protein 41A
Exons: 6
Coding region: 1-813 (270 amino acids)
Source: RefSeq, a predicted model, not a curated record